This is a messenger RNA of Zonotrichia albicollis (white-throated sparrow), 789 nucleotides long. RefSeq names its product NAD(P)(+)--arginine ADP-ribosyltransferase 2-like. The record is from RefSeq and is a predicted model, not a curated record. Lineage: Eukaryota; Metazoa; Chordata; Aves; Passeriformes; Passerellidae. Gene Ontology annotation, molecular function: NAD+-protein-arginine ADP-ribosyltransferase activity; NAD+ poly-ADP-ribosyltransferase activity.
AUGGCCAACACAGGCUUCUCAGUUGUCCCUCUGGACAUGGCCUGGAACUCCUUUGAUGACCAGUACCCAGGCUGCCAACACACCAUGACCCAGUUGUUGCCUGCCCUCAACCACUUUGAGUUUGAACAGAAUCCUCUGUUUUCCCACACCUGGGUGAAGGCUGCAGCCGAGUGGUGGAGGCGGGGUCCCCCUGUGACCCCUCUGUCCCCAGCCCAGGCCAUCGCCCUCAUGACCUACACAAUGAAGGAUGUGCACAAGGAGUUCAACGCAGCUGUGCAUGUGGCUGGGCGCUCCCACCAGGAAUACUGGUACAACUUCCACUUCAAAACACUGCAUUUCCUGCUGACCCAGGCCCUGGUGACACUGAGAGACAAUCGGGGACCACGAUGUCACCAUGUGUUUCAGGGGGUGCGUGGUGUUCGGUUCGAAGCACGGUGUGGUGACACCAUCCGGUUUGGUCGAUUCACGUCAACAUCACUGCAUAAACAGAUUGCUCAGCAAUUUGGGACUGACACCAUGUUCCAGGUGCAGACAUGUUACGGAGUGGAUAUCCAAAAAUUUUCCUCCAAGCCUAGUGAGGAGGAGGUGCUGAUCCCACCCUUUGAGACCUUUGAGGUCACCAGUGUCACCCAGGAAGGAGACAGGGCAUUGAUCCAGCUCCGCUCCAGUGGGACCUUCAGCAGAUACAAAUGCGAGUGGCUGCGACGUGACAUCAUGGGGAAGACCUGGAAGACAGGGAUACCCACUGUGGCUAUGGGGACACCCAUGAUAAGCCACAGGGGACAAUGA